Messenger RNA from Torulaspora globosa, 681 nucleotides. It is a transcript of the gene GOS1, whose product is annotated as Gos1p. Gene Ontology annotation, cellular component: Golgi medial cisterna; cis-Golgi network; Golgi membrane. NCBI's taxonomy places the organism in Eukaryota, Fungi, Ascomycota, Saccharomycetes, Saccharomycetales, Saccharomycetaceae. Gene Ontology annotation, molecular function: SNAP receptor activity. The coding region runs from base 1 to 681 and encodes 226 amino acids. The transcript has a single exon. Gene Ontology annotation, biological process: endoplasmic reticulum to Golgi vesicle-mediated transport; vesicle fusion. The record is from RefSeq and is a predicted model, not a curated record.
AUGUCGAAUACUCAAUCGUUUGUCACUGUGAGAAGCCAGAUCAUAUCGCUGGAGUCCCAAACCGAUUCGCUGCUUUCCCGAUACUCGUCCUUUGCUCAGACAACUAGUUCAGAGCCUACUGGUAAGGAGAAAAAUUUGGAUAAACUUCUGGAGGAGAAGUUAACAAAGAGGCAGGAUGUACUGGAAACUUUGACCCAUAUAUGUGACGAGAAUCCGAAUAUUUCAGCUUCAAAGCUUUCGCAAGUGCAGCGCCAUAAGGAAGUAUUACAGGAGCAUUGGAAAAACUUCCGCAGUAUUCGAUCAUCAAUUCAGCAGGAGCGAAACAGAUUGAAUCUGCUCUUCAAUGUGAAGAAUGAUAUUGCGCAGCAGCAGGAGGCUCUUGAGGCGGCAGCCAAUCCUGGCAGCAACGAGGACGAAUAUUUCCAGAACGAGACCAGAAGGGUUGACCAAUCUCACAACAUCCUCGAUAGACUUAUCACUCAGGCCUGGGAGACCAGGGACCAAUUCAGUGGGCAAAGUGGGGUCUUGCGAAGUGCGAACGACAGGGUGCUACAAACUCUGCAGAGGGUUCCAGGAAUUAACCAGGUGAUCACCAAGAUUGGCGUCAGGAGGAGGAAGAAUGCUAUAAUAUUGGCGACAGUGAUAGUGAUUUGCGUCCUGAUUCUGUUCUUUACAUGGUAG